This is a messenger RNA of Diuraphis noxia (Russian wheat aphid), 2101 nucleotides long. Its product is annotated as tRNA (uracil-5-)-methyltransferase homolog A-like. Gene Ontology annotation, biological process: RNA processing. Gene Ontology annotation, molecular function: RNA methyltransferase activity; RNA binding. Lineage: Eukaryota; Metazoa; Arthropoda; Insecta; Hemiptera; Aphididae. The record is from RefSeq and is a predicted model, not a curated record.
UAUAAAAUUUAAAAUUUAAUUUGAUACAUUUAUUAUUUAAAUAAUAAAUUUAAAGCAAGACGCGAUUUAUUUCUAAAACCGAAUUUUUAAUUGUAUAAAAUUUGACAAUUUAGUCCAUGAUGGAAGUUAAUGUUGAUAAUUGUUUAGAACCAGUGACUAAGGAAAUUCAAAUGAAAUGUGAGGAAAAAUCGAAUGAACCAGAAACAGUUAAAAAUGAAAAUCAUUCAGAAUCAAUAUCCGAAGAAGAAGUGAAUGAAAUAGAACCAAUCAAAAAAGAAUGUCAAUUGGAGUCWUUGGCUGACGAAUUUCAAAUAAAUUCUGACGAAAAAGACAGUGAAGUMGGACUAGAAGAAAAAGAAAAUCAAACCAAAUCAGUGGCAAAAGGAGAUCCUUUUGCUUAUUUAGAUCGUGAUGAUUUCACUUCUGAAAAGUACAAGAUAGAAAUAAGAAACCUUCCAAAACAUUAUGGGAUUGCUGAAUUUAAAAAAUUGAUAAAUAUAAAAUUGGAAUUAAAUUGUUCUAAAGUUAAGACGCCUAACCGUAAUGGAAAGUGGCUUUAUAUGUGUUUUCGUUCAGAAGAAGACAAAAAUACAGCUCUAGGUAUUUUGAAUGGAUAUAAUUGGAAAAACACAAAAUUAGAUGCUAGCAAUGCCAAAGCUGUUCCUGAUCCAUUAGUAAAAAAACGUAAUGAACAAUUUGACGAGUGUCCUGAUGUAAAGAAAAUUAAAUUGGACAAUGCUGGUGCAGAACAACAGAUGAUAAGUGCUGUUACACCUUUUUAUAACAUAUCUUAUGAUGAGCAACUAAUUCAAAAAACCAAUUCUAUAAGAAAUGUUCUUAUGGAUUAUAGUAGACGAUUGAAACGUAUUAAGUGUGGUCAAGGUAUACUUGAUUGGUUAAAAAAACAACAAGCUGUAAAUAAUGGUCUUCCAUGUGAACUUUUGGAAAUACAAAGUCUUAAAGACAAUCCAGAGAAAUGUAUUGGUUAUAGAAAUAAAUGCGAAUUUACUAUAGGUAUGGAUGUAGAAAAUAAAGAGCCAGUUGUUGGUUUUCGCGUUGGUGCAUAUAACCAGGGAAAAACUAGUGUUGCUCCUAUUGAUAAUAUUUCUAAUGUUCCUCAACGUAUGAAGGAUGUUGUUAAAUGUUUUCAAGAUUUGGUUAGAGCUUCUAAACUUCCUGUAUUUGAUCCUGAAAAUUAUACAGGUCAUUGGCGCCAGUUAACUGUAAGACUGAGUUUAAAAACUGAACAAUUGAUGUURAUUUGUGUAGUACACACAGAAAACAUGGAAGACUCUGCCCUGAAUUCUUUGAAACAAUUAAUUUURAGUUAUUUUACUGAAGGAGCUGGAACUGAUUGUAAAGUAGAUUCUCUUUACUUUCAAAAAGCUAAAAAAAGAGCUGCUGGCGAAGGAAAUUCAUUUCCCUUAGAAUUGUUACAUGGACAAGAAUAUAUUGUUGAAGAAGUGAAAGGUCUUAAAUUCCGAAUUUCGCCUGAAUCGUUUUUUCAAAUAAAUACAGCUGCUUCUGAAGUAUUGUUUGACGCCGCUAAAGAUUUGGCUUCUAUUAAUUCACAAACUACCGUAUUAGAUGUUUGUUGUGGUUCUGGUACAAUAGGUCUGUCUAUAGCGAAGGAUUGUGCUCAAGUAAUUGGUGUAGAAAUUCAGGAAGCUGCAGUGACUAUGGCAAAAUUAAAYGCUACUAACAAUGGUAUCACAAAUGCAAUAUUCUUUGCUGGAAAAGCUGAAGAAGUUAUGAACAGACGUGAAUUUCAGAACCCGGAAAAUGCUAAUGAUGUAGUUGCCAUAGUUGAUCCACCCAGAGCAGGACUACAUAACAAAGCAAUAUUGCUACUACGAAGAAUGACACAUUUGAAACGAUUAGUAUAUAUGUCUUGCAAUCCUAAAGGGGCUAUGCAAAACUUUUUAUCUUUGUCCAUGGCUGAAUCUAAAACUAAACAAGGUGCUCCAUUUGUACCAGUGAAAGCKGUCCCUGUUGAUAUGUUUCCACAAACACCACAUUGUGAACUUGUAGUGUAUUUUGAACGGCUAUAAGUAAAUAUUUUUGUGGGCUAAAUGGAAAACAAUAUAAAUUAUUUUAACAA